This is a messenger RNA of Ceraceosorus bombacis, 3419 nucleotides long. NCBI's taxonomy places the organism in Eukaryota, Fungi, Basidiomycota, Exobasidiomycetes, Ceraceosorales, Ceraceosoraceae. The record is from the annotation of a GenBank genome assembly.
AUGCCUUCUGCCAUCAGCUUCCUAGAUGACGACCACCUCGGUUUUGGCAGAUCUGCAAAGUCAGAACGCAGCUCUUUGAACGCUUCUACUCAGCCUGCUCAUAGAUCUGGCUAUGACUCCGAUGAUACGCCAGACAUCUCAUCAGCCUUGCUCGGGCCUUCGACCUCUCGUUCAUCCGAUGAGUCUGGCAGAGGUAGCGGCAAGAACAAGCGCACCUCUGCUCCUGCCGUCGGCAACACAGUACAGGCCGACGACGACGAUGAGGCUUUCAUAGUCGCAGCGACUCAAAGGCACAAUAGGAAAGCGGGAACAGAAUUGGCGAAAGACGUGGCCAAGAGCAAGGGCAAGGGAAAGAACAAGACUGGGAGUGGGACCUUGACGGGCGGAGGAAGCUUUCAGAGCAUGGGUGAGUGUGCAUAUGAGAGUGUUCAUGAUACCUCAAGCCACUGGGCUGGACUUGCAGAAAGAAUCGUGUGGCACUGCAUCAACAGCGACGCGCGGAGGUGCGGUGCUGACGCUUGGCCCUGCUCGUCGUCACAUCACAGGUCUUCCUCCUCAGCUGCUCCGCUCCAUUCUGCUGCGUGGCUACACCACACCUACGCCCAUUCAACGCCUUGCUAUCCCGUCCUUACUCGAUACGCCAGCGCGCGACCUGGUGGGCAUGGCUCGCACAGGAAGCGGAAAGACGCUCGCAUACAUACUGCCUCUCUUGAACCGGCUGGGAGGCAAGCACAGCACGACAGUCGGCAUUCGCUCCCUCGUACUAUGUCCCUCACGUGAGCUAGCUUUGCAAAUCCUUAGGGUGGGGAAGGAGAUUGCUCGAGGUUGGAAAGUGCCAGAUUCCGAACCUCUUCGGUGGGCACUGAUAGUCGGUGGUGAAGGGAUGGAAGAGCAGUUCGCUCUCAUGGCGUCCAACCCGGAUGUGGUCAUUGCCACACCUGGCAGACUGCUGCAUCUAGCAGUGGAGGCGAAGCUCAACUUCAGCUCGGUGCAGUUUGUGGUCUUCGACGAGGCCGAUCGCCUGUUCGAGAUGGGCUUUGCGGAUCAACUGGAGGAGCUCAUCAAGCGCAUGCCACCUACUCGGCAGACUGCUCUCUUCAGCGCGACUCUGCCCAAGACGCUGGUCGAGUUUGCUAGAGCUGGUCUGGCUGCGAAUCCGAAGCUGGUCAGACUGGAUGCGGAUAGCAAGAUCAGUCAAGAUCUUCGUAUGGCCUUCUUCAGCGUCAAGCCGUCGGAGAAGGAGGCUGCACUGCUUGUGCUUCUUCGAGAUGUCAUUGGCGUGCCUCAAGGCUUGUCAGGUAGCGCAUCGUCUUGGUCGAAGGAAGGCAAAGGAAAACGACGAGCUGCUCCGCUUAUAGGCACGGACGAGCUGCAGCCCCAUCAGACCAUCAUCUUUUGCGCCACCAAACAUCACGUCGAGUACCUUCUCGCCUUGCUGGGCACCGCCGGCUGGAGUUGCGCACACAUCUAUAGCUCUUUGGACCAAGCCGCGCGCACGCAAGAGAUGAUCCGCUUCCGAACAGGAGACGCAUCCCUACUCAUCGUCACCGACGUGGCUGCCAGAGGUAUCGAUCUGCCGUCCAUGACGCAUGUGGUCAACUACGAUCUUCCUGCUUCCCCAAGGAUUUUCAUACAUCGAGUCGGCAGGACUGCUAGAGCCGGGAGAUCGGGUUGGGCUUGGUCACUGGUAGGCGGAACAGAUCUUCCGUACCUCUGCGACUUGCAGCUAUUCUUAGCAAGGCCUCUGGUGAGAGCUUCGGAUUUGGGCAGCAAGCCGGAGCUGGAUCUACACAACAAUCUUCAGCUUGGAACGUUUCCCCGAUCAGCUAUAGAUAUAGAAUCCGAGCACAUUAUGCAAGGUCUGCACAACAGCAGCUCUAGCGCCUCGGUAGCUUUGCCUUCCCUCAAAACGGUGGUCGGCAGAGCUCAGAAGCUUUACGACCGCUCCGCUAGCAAAGCUUCGCAGGAAUCUCAUCGGCGCGCCAAGGCUAUGCUAAAGGGGGACGAUGAAUGGUGCUUGGCUGGUAAUGCGAAGGAAGAGCUUGGAGUGCAUGACGUGGUCGUCAGGCCUUCAGCCUAUGGUCUUGCUGGGGCAGGAACAAGUGGCCUGUCCGCACAUCGUGGCAACGACGGAUCGAAUGACCUAGCGGCGCAACGCGCUGCGCUCCUCGCCAAAGUCAAUAGUUUCACUCCGCAGAACACGGUCUUCGAAGUCGGCACCAAGGGUCCAAAUCCACUAUCAGACCUGAUGAGAGACAGAAGAGCUACUUUGGAUGCGAAGCGAGCGCGAGCGGCUGCCAGAGACGCAAUUCAAGAACCUGCGCAGUCAGAUGGAGAGAAUAGUGAAACGGAGGCCGGCGAUCUUGGGGCACUAGAUGAAAUGUCUCAGGCUGGAGAGAGUGACAUCGAGGUAAGUUGUGUCGUGCGCAAGCUGUGGUACCUGAGCUACCGAGCUGAUCCUCGGUAUCUUGGAGCGCAGGAUGUCUUUGAUGUGGCGGACAAGUCCAUUAGCAAGAAAGGCGCACCGAAGAGGAAGAAGUCCGCACCAGCGUCGCGAAGCUAUCGUGAUCCCGAGUACUUCAUGGCGUAUGAGCAUGCGGAUGCUGCCAAUGAAAGAGGGUGAGGAUACGUCGUUGUGGCAACGCGUUCAUGGGGUCACAGCUGACCAUUUCGCCGCAUGCAAACCGGCGUUCAGGUACUCGAUGGGCCAUACAGACUCGUUCGCAACUCAGGCCUCGAAGGCCUCUUACUCUUUGGCAGGCGACGAAGCGCGUCUUGGCACACAGACUCAAGCGCCAAAUGCAUCUCGCUGGGACGUGAAGAAGAAACGCUUCACAAAGGGAGACGGUACGGGCGAGAACAACGAAAAGUACAUUCGAACGGAAUCUGGAACUCGACUACCGGCUUCUUUCCAGAGUGGAAGGUACGAAGAGUGGAAGAAGAGCAACAAGGUCAAUGUGCAGAAGGUCGGAGAGAGAGAGGACAAGAAGUCCAGCUCUGCUGCGCUGGCUGCUGCUGGUCGAGGCAGAGGUGGCAGCGCUCGGGGUGGUAGAGGAGGAGGAGAAGGCAGAACGUUCAGACAUCACAGCUCCAAGGAAGCCAGGGAGCCAGACAGAUUCAGGGACGACUAUCAGAAACAACUCAAACGCAAGAGGGGAAGGGAAGCGGGCGAUGGUGGUCAUGAUGGUGAAGGUGGAUUCCCGACCAGGGCACGAGGCAGUGCGAGGGGGGCGAGAGGAUGGAGAGGAGCAAGGGGAGGCAGAGGUAGAGGAGGCUUGUCUCGUGCGGAUUCCAGGGUGGCUAGCAGUCUGAAAAGCGCCGCUCAAAUUCAGAAGUCCCGACAAUUGGAAGCAAAGAAGAAGGCCAAGAAUGCGCGAGGCGGACGUGGUGGGGGCAAGAAGAGAGGCGGAAGGAGAUGA